UGUUGAAGGUCCAAAUAGGUCAAUAGCGUCAGCGUCAACAACCAUUGAAUAGAAUGGAUUCUUCAACCUGCAGCCAACCUUCCUGUCUGAAUCAUUCCGCUUUCCAAAAAAAAAUCAACAUUUGUACUCUCUUCUUCAACAGGGCUUCCAUUCCAACUCAAACUGCAACAAAUGCCUCACUACCAGAAGAAAACCUAUUUUAGCAAUUUCGUCUGCAAAUGAAGAAGGAAUCGAACCAUAUAUCAUAUUCUCAUAAUCAACCCAGAUCAACAAGUUCAAUUCACUUCCGCUUUGAAGAAAUCGAUAGCAAUGGAAUCUAUUCUUAUCAACUUCAUCAUACUUUUACUUAUAGUAACUACAUCAGAGGGGGCUCCUAGAAACGAAAUGAUCCAAUUAUCAUGCAAUAAUCAGAUAGAAAACAACCCAAUACUCUUCAGUUCAAACUUCAUCCAAACAGCCGAUAAGAUCGGGACCCAAGUACAAUCUUCUCUUCUCGGAACAGCAAAUUCAGGCACAGGACCCGAUGGUAAUUUCGGGCUUUCUCAAUGCUAUGGCGAUCUUUCUACAAGCGAUUGCAUCAUCUGUUAUGAUUCAGCCCAUUAUCUUGUCUCCCGUUGCUUUCCUUACACUGGAGCUAGGGUUUAUCUCGAUGGCUGUUUUAUGCGAUUCCAGAACUACAGUUUCUUCGAUGAGUAUUCUGGACCUAACGACACUGCUGUUUGUGGGAAUACCACAAGGAAUAGUAACCCGUUUCAAGAUUCAGUAAGACAAGCUGUUUUGAAAUCUGUGACUGAUGCGUUGACUAAUGUUGACUAUUUUGCAAGAGAAGUUACAGUUUCUGCAAAUGGAAAUGAAUCAGUUUAUGUAAUGGCACAAUGCUGGAAGACAUUGAAUUCAAGCUCUUGUAGGAGUUGUUUAGACACUGCAUCUAAUUUGAUGUUGCAGUGUUUACCAUGGUCUGAAGGGCGUGCAUUGAAUACAGGGUGUUUUAUGAGGUAUUCUGAUGUCAAUUUUCUCAAUCCUGUGGCAUCAAGAAGAAGCAAUAGAGGGAGGAUAAUAGCUAUUAUCACAGCUUCUGUUAGCUCCAUGUUGAUUCUUGUUGUUGCUUUGUUAAUUGGUUUAUAUAUAUGGAGAAGAAGAGUUAUAGAAAAGAAAAGAACAGGUUCAUAUGAUGCCAAAAAACUAGCAAAAAUUCUUACAGAUAGUAGCUUGAACUUUAAAUACUCCACUAUUGAAAAAGCCACAGGAAAUUGGAAUGAUUCUAAUAAACUUGGCCAAGGUGGCUUUGGAAUUGUCUACAAGGGUGUUCUUCCAGAUGGAAGAGAAAUAGCUGUGAAGAGGCUUUUCUUCAACAACAAAUUUAGAGCAGCAGAUUUUUAUAAUGAAGUUAACAUGAUUAGCAGUGUUGAACAUAAAAACCUUGUGAGGUUGUUAGGAUGCAGUUGUUCAGGACCCGAAAGUUUUCUUGUAUACGAGUUUCUACCCAACAUGAGCCUCGAUCACUUCAUUUUUGAUGCGAUAAAAGGGAAGGAACUAAAUUGGGAGAAGAGGUUUGAAAUUAUUAUUGGCACAACCGAAGGUCUAGUCUACCUUCAUGAAAAUACCAAGAUCCGAAUUAUUCACAGAGAUAUUAAAGCUGCUAAUAUUUUAUUGGACUCGAGGCUUCGUGCUAAAAUAGCUGAUUUUGGGUUAGCCAGAUCUUUUCAACAAGAUAUGACUCACAUCAGUACUGCUAUUGCUGGAACACUUGGAUAUAUGGCUCCGGAGUAUUUGGCGUUUGGUCAGUUAACCGAAAAGGCGGAUGUGUAUAGUUAUGGUGUGUUGUUGCUGGAGGUAGUUACUGGAAUGCAAAACAAUAGAAGCAAAGACUCAGAAGAUUCAGACAGUUUAGUAUCAAUUGCAUGGACACAUUUCCAACAAGGUACAGUGGAGGAAAUACUUGAUCCAAACCUAAUGUUUAAUAACACAUACCCAAAACACAGUUUCAAAAAGGAGGCUGUAAAAGUUGUACAUGUAGGACUCUUAUGCACACAAGAAGCUCCAUCAUUAAGACCUUCCAUAUCAAUGGCACUAAAAAUGCUUGUAAAAGAUGAUGAACCCUUACCUACCCCCUCUAAUCCCCCAUUUAUUGAUAGAAAUGAAUUUAAUGAACUUGAGGAGAAACUACAACGUUAUCAUGAUGAUGAUGAUUUAGGUUCGGUUGCUACUGUUUCCCAUAGUCGUUUCUUGCCAAGGUAAGACACUAUAGCUUUCAAAGAUAUCUUAUCAUGGUUAAAGAUUUAGGAGAAGAGAGGAGUCUAAGGGUAGCAUUGUGUGUACAAAGAAGAUAAAAAUGGAUAUGGAUUUAGAGGAAAUCGGAUCAAAAUGUGGGUAGUGAUUGUGUUAGAUAUCGGGUCAUGAGUUAUGAAUAUGUAUAUCUUGCAAAUUUUGAUCUUUGUAAAUUUAAAGACCGGUUCGUGUAUUUAUGUAAGAGCUGUCAAGCUAUCAUAUUAGUUUCA
Lactuca sativa (garden lettuce) is the source of this 2498-nucleotide messenger RNA. RefSeq names its product cysteine-rich receptor-like protein kinase 2. Gene Ontology annotation, biological process: protein phosphorylation. Lineage: Eukaryota; Viridiplantae; Streptophyta; Magnoliopsida; Asterales; Asteraceae. The record is from RefSeq and is a predicted model, not a curated record. Gene Ontology annotation, molecular function: protein kinase activity; ATP binding.